GAUUAAACGUAAACAUAACCGCUAACGUUGCAGAUGUUUGACACUUGAAUUCUUGUGCUAGUAAAAUGAGCAAUACCUCCUCGAAGUGGAAAUGGUUAUGUCACCUCCAAAAAUAAACACUUUCACACCAUUCACAAACCAUUUUUAAAAACACUGUCCCGUUUCCGAUGAUUUCAUCUGCCCACAUAAAAGCGCGAACAAAAUGAGCGUUUUCUUGAGGUUAAGACAUGAAGAAUAUAGGUUAUGUCAUUUCUUUUUGUCCAAAAAUUCGUACAACAGACGGAUAAUUUAUCAGCUAGGUGAUAAGAAUGUUCUGUUACGAUCGCAACGAAGAAAUUUCUCUUUGCAGUCGACUAUAGAUUCAUUUGCAAAAACUCAAACUGGAAUUUUCAAGACACUGUCGGAAAGUACUCCAGUUGAGUACUGCCAAAAAUUUUUGCUAAACGUUCACGAUGUAACAGGACUACCAUGGUGGGCUACAAUAAUAUGUACCACAAUGAUGUUGCGUUCUUGCAUAACGGUGCCGUUUGCAAUUUAUCAAAAUUAUAUUUUAGCAAAACUGGAGUACGUCAAGAUUGAGAUGGAUGAUAUUGCCAAAGAAUUAAAAAAGGAAACGGCGGUUGCCGUUAAAAUGUAUAAUUGGGAUGAAAAAACUGCAAGAAUUAGUUUUAAAAGAUCUAUCAGGAAACAGUGGACUAAUUUAAUUGCAAGAGAAAACUGCCAUCCAUUUAAAACAACACUACUGGUAUUUUUCCAAUUACCUUUAUGGGUGUCACUUUCAAUUAGCUUAAGAAAUUUAGUGUAUAUGUUGCCAAAUCAAGAUUUUCAUGCUCAGUUGACUUUUACCGAGUUGAGUGUUGGUGGAUUUGGCUGGAUACCUAAUUUAGUAGAAGUUGAUUCUUCAUUAAUUUUGCCAGUUUGUUUCGGUUUACUGAACUUAGGCAUUAUAGAACUGCAAACUUUGUCUAAAGUGAAUGUACCAACAAAACUCCAAAAAUUCUUAACCAAUUUUUUUAGAGGACUUAGUAUCUUGAUGAUUCCCAUUGCUUCAGUCGUACCAUCUUGUGUCGUUUUAUACUGGACUACAUCAAGUGCUUUUGGAUUCGUUCAGAAUUUAAUUUUGGUGUCACCUAAAAUUAGGCGACUAUGUAAAAUUCCACAGACCCCUAGUGAACUGGAACAACCAUACAAACAUAUAAUAACGGGCAUCAAGUACAGAUUCAAAUAUUUUUCAGACAAAAACAGUUAAUAAAUAAUUGAAACCAAAUAA
Zophobas morio is the source of this 1270-nucleotide messenger RNA. Its product is annotated as cytochrome c oxidase assembly protein COX18, mitochondrial-like. Gene Ontology annotation, biological process: mitochondrial respiratory chain complex IV assembly; protein insertion into mitochondrial inner membrane from matrix. Gene Ontology annotation, cellular component: mitochondrial inner membrane. The transcript has 4 exons. Bases 203 to 1249 code for a protein of 348 amino acids. NCBI's taxonomy places the organism in Eukaryota, Metazoa, Arthropoda, Insecta, Coleoptera, Tenebrionidae. Gene Ontology annotation, molecular function: membrane insertase activity. The record is from RefSeq and is a predicted model, not a curated record.